Molecule: messenger RNA, 384 nt
Organism: Cladocopium goreaui
Lineage: Eukaryota; Dinophyceae; Suessiales; Symbiodiniaceae
Source: the annotation of a GenBank genome assembly
AUGCUGCAAAUGCCUUGGACUCAUUGGAGAUGCAGAGAACAUGCAGCUUCCAGGAGCUUCCAGGAGCUUCGUUGGCACAUCGCACUUUUGGGUCGAUGCCAGAAACGAUUCUGCCAGUUGCCGCCUCUGCAACGGCUGAGCGGAACGAAAGGAACUUUGCAGCGGAACAAUUCCCCCGUGGCCAAGACACUGACCGCCAGGUCGGCACACGGUGUGGAAACAGAGUCCAAAGCACGCAGCCGUACCACGGUUCCCAGACGGUUCCCGGACGGUUCCCACUAUGCUCGUGCUGAAUUUCCACGGCUCCCCUACCCAGGAAAGGUCAGCAGUCGAUCAGGCAAAGUGCUUAUAGCAGCACUGAUCUUAGUCUUUAGAUGUCUUUAG